Molecule: messenger RNA, 1547 nt
Organism: Folsomia candida
Lineage: Eukaryota; Metazoa; Arthropoda; Collembola; Entomobryomorpha; Isotomidae
Gene: narya
Exons: 6
Coding region: 148-1128 (326 amino acids)
Biological process (GO): reciprocal meiotic recombination; homologous chromosome pairing at meiosis; protein sumoylation
Cellular component (GO): synaptonemal complex
Molecular function (GO): SUMO transferase activity
Source: RefSeq, a predicted model, not a curated record
CGAAAUCACAAAAUCUCCACUCCGUCCCUUCAUUUUCAUCCUCAGCAGCACAGAAUAUCACGUCUUUAUUCGUCUUUCUUCAAUUAAUUUCAGAAACUUUCGCUUUUCAUUUCAUUUUCAUAAAAUUUUUAGUGAUAUUACGUCGAAAUGGAUAUGUGCCAUUGCAACAACUGCAGUCACAUGCCCUUCAUCCCAGGCAUCGAUAUACGCCGUUACUUCAUCACCAACUGCGGUCAUCUACUCUGCUCUUGUUGUGUAACUAAUGGGACUGGUGGGCUCAACGAGCAAUGUCCCGUGUGCAAAAUGCUCUGCAAGAUUGUCGAAGUCGAUCAGAACGCAAACUCUGACAUAAAGGCGUACUUUGUCGACGCAUCGACCAUGAUUUGCGAAAGUGUGAAGAGAUUCAUGAAAAUUUCAGCGUUUCAGAAAGCACAGGCUCGAGGGGUUCAAGGAAUUUUGAAAAAUAUGUACGAGAUGUGUAAGAAGCUCAGCAUUGAAAAUUCCGAAAUUCCCAAGCUCAAGAAUGAAAAUAAUUCUCUAAAAGCUAAAAUUGCAGCAGCAGAAUGUGAGAUUUCUGAUCUCAAGAAAAAAGUCGAGCUUCAAGAACUAGAAAAUCAGCGUUGGAUUGGUGCUGGAGUAAAAAUAACAUCAAAUCAACCGACUGGUAAUGAAUUGUUAUUCCCGAUACUCAACACAUCCCGACGAGAGGGUCAAGCCUUCUCACCCGCUUUUUCAACUGGACCCUUUGGAGACCGACAAAACUCACAAAAAUUUUUCGACACUCCUGCCAGUGGUACUUCAUCGAAAUUCGAAGGAACACCAUUCACAAUUCGAACUCAAAGCGACCAAUUCAAUAGUCAAAGUAGUGGAGGUAGCAAAUUUUUUGGAUCAGGUGCUCGAGGGACGCCAUCUCCGAACCAUAUUUACGGUCGCGUUGCAUCCAGAAGUUCUUCACUCGAUCGAACUGCAGUGCGGGAUGCAAUGCCAGCCCCAUUGGCUCGUGUCACUACUCCUGGAUUUUCUGCUGCUCCUGGGGCUGGACGCCCACGGAAUGGUAUCAAUCCAGGCCCUGUGAACAGUUCGCCUCAAGACGUCUUGACAUCUCGUCUUCGAGGUCUACGAUGGUAAGCAGUCUCCUCAUCCAUCGCUCAAUUUCCGGUGAUGGUGAUGGAAACCCUAACAAAACGGCGAAGUGAUUUUUAAUAGUAACUAACAAGACCUGCGACAAUGAUUUUUUUUCAAACGAGCCAUGAUUUAUUCAUGAUUUUAAUUUUAUGUUUUUCUUUAUGGGAAAUUAACCAUUCAUUUAAUUAAUAUUUUUACAAUAACUCAAUUUAACUGAGACAGAAUCAUAACAUUCGUCAUACAAGUAACGUUUUAAUAAACAAAUAGUUGACUUAUGUGGCUAAAUUUAUGUUCGUGUAUCUUACAUAUGGGAUAUGCAAGUCUUUACGUCAAUACUAACAAUAAUGCAAAAUAGUUUUAUAUGUUAUUAUCAUGAGCAAAAAUAAUGAGCUAAACAAGCAAUCUUCCUGGUUUAAACGAAU